UGGUGAAGUCUCCUCACUAAGGCUGUCUUGUCAGCCUUACCAAACUUGGGCUUGGCUGCUGGUAUCGAGCUGCAGGUGACUCCGUUGCGGACAUGCCAGCAAUUCUGCUCUUCUGGAGUCGCAUGGAGAGGAAUAAAGACUCGACCGGAGGCAACGUCGCAGUCAUGGGAAAGGAUUAUUACAAGACCUUGGGGCUCCAGUCUGGAGCCAACGAAGAUGAGAUCAAGAAAGCUUAUCGGAAAAUGGCCCUGAAGUAUCACCCUGAUAAAAACAAAGACCCCAGUGCGGAGGAGAAGUUCAAGGAGAUCGCAGAGGCCUACGAUGUCCUGAGUGAUCCCAAGAAAAGAGCUGUCUACGAUCAGUAUGGGGAAGAAGGGCUCAAAACUGGAGGCGGUUCCUCUGGCGGCUCCGGCAACACUUUCCACUACACCUUCCACGGAGACCCACACGCUACCUUUGCUUCUUUCUUCGGUGGCUCCAAUCCCUUCGACAUCUUCUUUGCCAGCAGUCGCUCCCGGGCGUUCAAUGGGUUCGAUCAGGAAGAUAUGGAUAUCGAUGACGACGAUGACCCUUUCAACGCCUUUGGACGGUUCGGCUUCAACGGCAUCAACGGAGUCCAUCGACGGCACCCGGAGUCUCUCCACACACGAAGGAAGGUCCAGGACCCACCCAUCAUCCACGAGCUCAGGGUCUCCCUGGAAGAAAUCUACCACGGCUCUACCAAAAGGAUGAAAAUCACCCGCCGGCGGCUGAACCCUGACGGGCGAACCACAAGGACCGAGGAUAAGAUAUUGAACAUUGUCAUUAAAAGGGGGUGGAAAGAAGGAACCAAAAUCACCUUUCCCAAAGAAGGAGAUGCCACGCCAGACAACAUCCCUGCCGACAUCGUCUUCAUUCUCAAGGACAAGCCUCACACGCAUUUCAAGCGAGACGGCACAAACGUGGUCUACACGGCUAUGAUCAGUCUUAAAGAGGCCUUGUGCGGCUGUACCGUGAACAUUCCCACUCUCGACGGGAGGGUGAUCCCUCUGCCCUGCAACGACAUCAUCAAGCCUGGCACCGUGAAGAGACUGCGAGGGGAAGGGCUGCCCUUCCCAAAGGUCCCCACCCAACGGGGAGACUUGAUUGUCGAGUUCAAAGUCCGCUUCCCAGACAAAAUAGCUCCGCAGACGAGACAGAUCCUCAAACAGCACCUGCCAUGCUCCUAGAGCCCCUGGGAUGUUCUGCAAGCAGCAAUACUCCUAACACACGUGCCACAGCAUCUGAGCUGCACAAAGCGAAGGUGCCCGAUCACACUCAAAUGCAAAAAACCCACGCUCCUUUCCACACGGUCCUGUUAGCCCCAGCCCUAUCGCCUGCCCUUUGUCGGCCUCUGCUAUACGCUAGCAGUGUGGGAUUCAGCAACUCAAACUCCUGGCUAACUUCUGCUGGCUCUCUGGGCUGGGGCCUUUCCCAAGGUCUAGCUUUUCUGCCUGGCACAAGCAGGUGGGCCUGGGCUGUGGCCCAGGGAGUUUUAUCAGUUGAUGGUUUUCACAUCGCACGCUUUGAAGUCAACUUCCUGGCUAGAGGAUGAAUUUGUCUCCCGGAAAGCGUAGAGAUUCCACCCCGUGUACAUAGGACUUGGAAGGGUUAGCGUUGGCUUCCCCUUUCUGAAGCUCGCUGCUAUUGGGUUCCAUUAGUACCAGGAAUCCAAACAAAUUCCAUGAGCGUGCACAGCAAAGGCACGGCUCGUAUACACCAGGGCCACCGUAGCGAAACUGUUUCUUAGGUGGAACCACGGUACCUGGGGUCCAUUCUGCUGUGCCAGGAUUACAAUGGAUUAUCCUCCGUGCUGAUUGCAAACACUGAGCUGCAAGGCUCCUGGUCUCAGACCCUUCACCCCUCCUGCACCCUUCUUAAAACUUAAGCGUCCCGGCUUUAUCGGUUCAGAGCAUGUAAGACAGGUGGGGAUGGAGUUGGGCCAGUGUCCUAUCGGGGUGUUGCUGUGCAUGCUGGCAUGCCAAAAAUGUAUGGUGGUAGAAGGGAAGGGCAGGAGGCCCAGGAUGCGAGCUUUCUUGUUCAGGUGUGUUGAGUUUGCAUUGCUGCUUUUAUAUAUAACCCCAUAAGGGUUUUUUCUGGAGUGGUUCAUCCCAGCUCUUUUGGGGAUCAAUUCAGCCAUAUGAACAUCGUGUCUGUGAGAACAUAAUCCGUGCGUAGCAGGAGUCUAGGUGUAAAAGCAGAGCCAAGUGUGAGUGGAGCUGAGGUUUGUUUUGCUGGCGUUUGAGUUACGCUGUAGGGAUUUAGCAGCAGGAAGAAUGCGCAUGUAGAUAUUUUCCCGCAGAGCAGAUGGAAUUCAGGAUGCGUUUCGGGGAUGAGGAGGAGGGAAUCUGCUUGGGUGGCUUUGUUUUUAAAUGCUGUAUUUUUUUAAACUUGGAUUUCCAGUGGGAGAAUUUUUAUAUUUAUUACAUCAGCCUAUCUUGCCAAUAUCUCUGGGGCUGGGUUCUUCGUACAAUGAGGCAUAUUUAACCUGCCUUUGGGACGGUUCAGAAGCUGAUCCUCCAAAGAAGCACAGGGUUUCUAGUCAAACAGACACAGUGCAAGCAGAUGGCCAUUGCCCUGGGAGUCCUUUGGACUUGAAAUGAGAGGUUUUCUCUGGGCUCCUUCCCUGUGUCUAGGCCUCUGACGAGCCAGGCCUUGUCAGAGCACCUUUGGAAUCUUGCAUCGGUAAGUUGGAGCUGGCUUGAAGCUAACUUGGUUUUAACUGAGGUAUUCUGGAGUGUCCAUUGAUACUCUGCUGUGGGAUGUACACCCCAGUCCGCUAUGUACAGCUGUACAGUAUGUAACGUGUAGGGGGAAGGGAAUCCAGGGCAAAGACGGCGUUCUGGAGAGGGGGAAACUGUCACGCAGCGCUUAAUUUAUAAACCCGUUUGAAUGGUUCCGAUGAUGCCUUGUCCCUCCGGUGUUACGUGUUCGGUUAUAAAAACAGAAACGCUGUUCAGAUAGCCCUGCCGGGGGGAGAGGAGCCUGGAGCAGCACUCCAGGCUGGGAGCUGCUUUGUUUUUCUCAGUUUCAAUGAGAUCCUGAAUGUUUUAUAGUGGGGGUUGUUUUUUUGUAAUUUUUUUUUUGUAAUGUCAGUAUUGAGAAAAAUA
Molecule: messenger RNA, 3128 nt
Organism: Mauremys mutica (yellowpond turtle)
Lineage: Eukaryota; Metazoa; Chordata; Testudines; Geoemydidae
Gene: DNAJB5
Product: DnaJ heat shock protein family (Hsp40) member B5
Exons: 4
Coding region: 93-1208 (371 amino acids)
Biological process (GO): negative regulation of transcription by RNA polymerase II
Cellular component (GO): cytosol
Molecular function (GO): protein-folding chaperone binding
Source: RefSeq, a predicted model, not a curated record